This is a messenger RNA of Perognathus longimembris pacificus (Pacific pocket mouse), 1299 nucleotides long. Its product is annotated as zinc finger protein OZF-like. Gene Ontology annotation, cellular component: PcG protein complex; transcription regulator complex. Gene Ontology annotation, molecular function: RNA polymerase II cis-regulatory region sequence-specific DNA binding; DNA-binding transcription factor activity, RNA polymerase II-specific. Lineage: Eukaryota; Metazoa; Chordata; Mammalia; Rodentia; Heteromyidae. The transcript has a single exon. Gene Ontology annotation, biological process: regulation of transcription by RNA polymerase II. Bases 1 to 1299 code for a protein of 432 amino acids. The record is from RefSeq and is a predicted model, not a curated record.
AUGGAAACUUUUAAUCAAUGUUCAUUAAUUCCCAGUAAGCAGCAUUAUUUCGCCGAUGGUCGAGAAGGGACGGUAUUAACCUCAAAGACCAUAUUCUUUAAAAAUAAUUGUGCUUGUAUGGGAGAAAAUCAUGAAUGCAACAGAUAUGGAAAGUCCCUCAAACACAUGUCAGCUCUAAGAACACAUAAUAGAAAACAUAUUACGGAGAAAACUUAUGAAUGUAAUAUAUAUGAAAAUUACUUCAGGAGCAAGAAAAUUCUUAGAAGACAUAACAAAAUUGACUCAGGUGAGAGACCUCAUAUAUGUAACAAAUGUGGAAAAUCAUUCAGGUUGAGGACAAUUUUAAAUGCAUAUAAUAGAAUUCAAACAGGUGGGAAACCAUAUGAAUGUGACCAAUGUGGGAAGUCCUUCACCUGGAAAACUCAACUCAGUAUUCAUCAGGUAACUCAUACAGGAGAUAAACCUUAUAAAUGUAACACAUGUGGAAAGUCUUUUACCCAGAAAUCAAGCGUUACUGUUCAUGAGAGAUCACAUACAGGAGACAAACCUUAUAAAUGUAACACAUGUGGAAAGUCUUUUGUAUCGAAAAGAAACCUUAUUGUUCAUGAGAGAACACAUACAGGAGAGAAACCUUAUAAAUGUAGGACAUGUGGAAAGACUUUUGCCCGUCAAUCAUGUGUUAGUGUUCAUGAGAGAACACAUACAGGAGUGAAACCUUACAAAUGUAACACAUGUGGAAGGUGUUUUUCCCGGAAGUCAUACCUAAGUGAUCAUGAGAAAACACAUACAGGAGAGAAACCUUAUAAAUGUAACACAUGUGGGAAGUCAUUUUCCCAGAAAUCACACCUAAGUCUUCAUGAGAGAACACAUACAGGAGAGAAACCUUAUAACUGUAACACAUGUGGAAAGUCUUUUACCCACAAAUCAUACCUAAGUCUUCAUGAGAGAACACAUACAGGAGAGAAACCUUAUAAAUGUAACACAUGUGGAAAGUCUUUUACCCAGAAAUCAAGCGUUACUGUUCAUGAGAGAUCACAUACAGGAGACAAACCUUAUAAAUGUAACACAUGUGGAAAGUCUUUUGUCUCGAAAAGAAACCUUAUUGUUCAUGAGAGAACACAUACAGGAGAGAAACCUUAUAAAUGUAGGACAUGUGGAAAGACUUUUGCCCGUCAAUCAUGUGUUAGUGUUCAUGAGAGAACACAUACAGGAGAGAAACCUUAUAAAUGUAACACAUGUGGAAGGUGUUUUUCCCGGAAGUCAUACCUAAGUGAUCAUGAGAAAACGCAUACAGGAUAG